GUCAGUGCGUCCAGAGUGAGUAAUACGAAUCCAACCGAAAACGCAAUAAAUUAUUGUGAAGCGUAAAACAAUCCCGAACAACAUGGCUAAAUUUGUCGUACUAGCGCUGUGCCUUGUGCUGCUCGCUGUGGUGGCAGAGUGUGCACCUAAUGGCGACUGUCCGGUGGCGUCGAAGGUACCGUCCUGCUCGCCCAAGUGUCUGACGGAUAACGAUUGCUCCUCCACCGGCGGCAAGUGCUGCUCCAACUCGUGCAACCUCAAAUCCUGCGUCGACCGUACCAAGCUUACGCAAGGCAGCGAUAAAUAUUCUUCCGGUGGUUCUGGAUCCUACUGUGGCAGUACGAAGUGCAACUCGUUCGAGAAGUGCGGAACCGAUCCGGCCACCAAGCGUCCGAAGUGCGUGCGUUCCUAGACACGUUGAUUGUGUUUACAGUUUUCUAACAAAGUGGCCGGCAAAGCACACCUCAUAACAGCUUCUGCAGCCCUUUUUUCAUCGGAGAUUGACUAUAUAAAUGCACAAGGAAAUAAAAACAACUUUAU
This is a messenger RNA of Anopheles coustani, 540 nucleotides long. Its product is annotated as waprin-like protein. Gene Ontology annotation, cellular component: extracellular region. Lineage: Eukaryota; Metazoa; Arthropoda; Insecta; Diptera; Culicidae. The transcript has 4 exons. Bases 83 to 412 code for a protein of 109 amino acids. The record is from RefSeq and is a predicted model, not a curated record. Gene Ontology annotation, molecular function: peptidase inhibitor activity.